AUGGCAGGAACAAUACCUUUGGCAAGUGAUAAAGUCAUUCCAGAGACCAAAGAUGAUGGAAUGGCAGACUCCCCGACUGAUCUGGACAUUUGUGAUGAUUUAGAGAUGAUACCCAUAGCUGGAGCUGCAACCAUCAACACAACCACUUCCAUAACAGGUAUUUCGCCAAGUACCAAUCUAGUUGAUGACCCGCCAGAGAACACAGUUUGUUUGGAAGAAGCUGACAAUUCUGUACAUCCUAAUCCUACCAGUGAUGUUCUUAAUGACAUGGAUCCAGUAUUUUGCAGUGUUCCUCAUGGAGGAUGGGUAUACUUACAUAAUACCUGCAGCUUGGACCAGUUCCUUAAUGCACUGUACCUGGUAUGCCGGUUCACACCAAUCCGAAAUCAGCUAGAGGACUUAGCACACAGAUUCCCUGAACCAUACCAACGUCUUUGGAGAGCACUUCUUCUGUGUGAGGAAGGACAAUCCCCCAGUGCAAAGUUUGAGCUAGUGCCUAAGCUCGACUUGUACAAUUGUGAAGGUCUUACGAUAAUGCCAUUGAUAGAAAGACAGCUACGUCAUUGGUUUACAUCAUUUUGCCAAAGAUGUGAAGGUUGGACUGAUCCAUCACAAUAUCUCUGUGAUGUGCGUCUGUCUGAAUUUAAUCCGGAAGAAGGUCUCCAGGAAGCCUUGAGGUCUGCCUUUUCACGUCCAAAUAGGACAUGCAGUCGACAAAGGUGUGGAGGUCGUGCAAACACCAGAGUAGAAUUUGAAUUGAGAAACCCUCCAAUGUUCCUCGCCAUCAAUCUCUACCGUAUCCACCACCUCAUACCCAACUCAGGAAGCAUCAAUUUUACUGAGGUUGUGGAGCUGUUUGAAGAAAGGUAUAUGAUAUUCCUCUUCACCCUGGCCCAACCAGAAGCCUUGGAAAAUGGAUUGUUCAUCCCAGGUCACUACAUGUCCUAUGUCUUCCGACCAGAACGAGGUGGAGAAUUUGGCAGAGAUGGGAGACCAGUAGGAAACUGGUUUUUUUACCCCAAUAAUUUACAUGGGGACAUGGAGCCUUGGACACCUGGCCAAGCAGACCCUGCAGGAACCAAUCCUAGUUAUAUUUACCUCAUUCGGAUUCCUCCUUCCUCUUCUGGAGGAGCCACUUCUGGUCAGGAAGAAGAGGGUCCAACAAGAAUGGCAGGAACAGUACCUUUGGCAAGUGAUAAUGUCAUUCCAGAGACCAAAGAUGAUAGGAUGGAAAAUCAUGUUCAUGAGGGGAUGGUAGAGUCCAGCCCACAACGUGAGGGAGUGAUAGUAGAGUCCAGCCCACAACGUGAGGGAGGGGUGGUAGAGUCCUGCCCACAAUGUGAGGGAGUGGCUCGGCCAGGUUCAGACAAGGAAGAUCAAUCACUCCUAGAAAUCUCCCAGCCAACUUCUGUGAAUGGGACAAGCAAUAAGGAAAACUACAUGGAUAUCAUGUUGAGGCAAAAAAGAAGUCAUUCUCCGAUUAAUAAUGAGGAUGUCAUUCGUAUCAGCAGUAAUAAUUGGAUGACCAGCUCGACUGACAUGGGCCCAGAUAGUGAUGAAGCAACAUCAUCAGAGGGUGAGGAACUCCAGUCAAACAUUACAUCCCGACCACCUGAAAACCGACCUCAAGGUGUUCCUCAUGGAGGACGGGUAUACUUACGUAAUACCUGCAGCUUGGACCAGUUCCUUAAUGGACUGUACCAGGUAUGCCAGUUCACACCAAUCCGAAAUCAGCUAGAGAAGUUAGUACGAAGAUUCCCUGACGCAUAUGAGCUUCUUUGGAGAGCACUACUUCUUUGUGAGGAAGAGCGAUUCCCUGAAGCAAAGCAUGUGCUGGUACCCAGACUUAACAUGUACAGCAAUGAAUAUUUACAAAUAAGGACAUUACUAGAAGGACAGCUACAUCAUUGGUUUACAUCAUUAUGCUGUGAAUGUGAAGAUUGGAUAUCUAUAUCACAAAAUCUCACUGAAAUAUUGCUGAAUGAAUUUAAUCCGGAAGGUCUCCAGGAAGCCUUGAGGUCAAUCUAUUCACUUCCAAAUGGGACAUGCAAUCAGCCAGGGUGUGGAAGUCGUACAAACAUCAGGGUAGAAUUUGAAUUGGGAAACCCUCCAAUGUUCCUCGCCAUACAUCUUAGACACCUCAUUUCCAACUCAGGAAGCAUCAAUUUUACUGAGGUUGUGGAGCUAUUUGGAGAAAGGUACUUCCUGUUUCUCUUCACCAUGAUAAGACCUCCUUCCUCGGAAGGUGAACUUGGGCAUUUUAUGUCCUAUGUCUUCAGACCAGAUGGGGGCACAGAAAUAGGCACAGAUGGGAGGCCAGUAGGAGCCUGGUAUUGGUUUCCCAAUGAUUUUGAUGGGACGCUAGAGCGCAGGACACCUGGCCAAGAAGAUCCCGAGGGAACCUUUCCUGUCACUGCUUACUUAGUCCAGAUUCCUCCUUCCUCCUCUGGAGAAGCCACUUCUGAUCAGGAAGAAGAGGGUCCAAUUCAGAAGGGAGAUGAUAAUAAAGAAUAGCUAGUUAUCCAUCCAUCAGCAUAAUAUAUCAAAUUAUCCAAAACAUAUAUACAGUUCGUGUAUGUCAGAUAUCUUUACUGUUUUGAAUUGUUGAUGAACUAUAGAACAAAUACAACAAAACAAGAGACCCAUGGGCC
Pecten maximus is the source of this 2651-nucleotide messenger RNA. RefSeq lists its product as uncharacterized. The transcript has 12 exons. The coding region runs from base 1 to 2514 and encodes 837 amino acids. Lineage: Eukaryota; Metazoa; Mollusca; Bivalvia; Pectinida; Pectinidae. The record is from RefSeq and is a predicted model, not a curated record.